Molecule: messenger RNA, 2839 nt
Organism: Phalacrocorax carbo (great cormorant)
Lineage: Eukaryota; Metazoa; Chordata; Aves; Suliformes; Phalacrocoracidae
Source: RefSeq, a predicted model, not a curated record
AUGGGUGACCCUGGCAGGAGGCAGCUGGGGGCUUCCCUGGGGAGCCCAGGGCGCCCGCACAGGACACUGCCCUCACCCCGGCCCUCGCUCGGUCACCUGUGGCUUCCCAAGGCCGAGCCGUGGCCACCGGGCCCCCGGGCCUCCCGCCCCAGCCCUUACCCCCAUCCCGGGUCCACAAAAUGGCGGCCUCCGGCCCCUGUCAGCCCGGCCGCGGCCCGCCCCGGCGGCACUAGGAACCUUCGCGCGGCGGAACGCGCGGGUGAGGGGGGCGGUUUCCGGGCCGGGCCGGCGGGAGGCUGGGCCGGGUCCGGCCCCGCCGCCAUGGCCGAGGGCUCGGCGGAGCUGGAGCUGUUCCGCCGCCGCUGGCGGGAGGAGUUGGCUGGGGGCGCGAAGCGGCGGCGGCGGGAGGCGGCGGAGCCCGCGGCGGAGCCCGGGAGCCGCCGCAGCGCCGAACCGAGCGAGCCGGGCUACCUGGCACUGGCCCGCGGCCUGCUGGACGGCGGCGCCCCGGCCUGCCGCAGCCCGUCACCCGCCCGCCCUGCCGAGGAGCCCGCGGGGGACGGAGGCGGCGACAGCGACGACUUGUUGGGGCAGCUCAUCCGGGACCUGAAUGAAAUAAAUGAGGUUCCUUUCUUUGAUAUCCAGCUGCCUUAUGAGCUGGCACUGAAGAUAUUUCAGUACCUGGGCAAGACUGAAUUGGGAAGGUGUGCUCAGGUUAGCAGGAUGUGGAAAGUACUUGCAGAAGAUGAGGUGUUGUGGUACCGGCUGUGCCAACAGGAAGGAUAUCUAUUAGAUACGAGCAUCUCUGAUCAUUCCUGCUGGAAGCUCGCCCUCAAGAACUGCCGUGCCAGAGAGCGCGCUUUGAAAACCAACUGGAAGAACCGCAUCGGUGCUGUGAGCCAGCUGCAGUAUGAGGUGGGAAAAAUCCUUUGUGAUGUACAUUCUUGCGACGGAGUUGUUAUUGCUGGAUAUACAUCAGGAGAAGUGAGGUUGUGGGACACUCGCACCUGGGACUACACAGCCCCCAUCCUGGAACCAAUGCACGGUCCUGGUGAUGCUGGACCUCAGCCACAUGUCUCCUUUGUGAGGAUAAACAGCUCUCUGGCUGUAGCAGCUUACGAGGAUGGAACCAUUAGUGUGUGGAGUCUGAUGUUCGGGCGGGAGCCAGUCCAUCAUUACCAGCACAAUCAGAGGAUACAGGCUUUAGCUCUUGGUUCAGAGAGCGCAACAGUAGCGACGGCAUCUGGCUUCGAGGUCAAAGUGGAAAGCCCUAAUGACAGAGGAUUCUGGCAAACUACAGAAACAUUUGAAAUCCAGAAAUUGGUCAACUUCCUUAAUCUGGUUCCAGAUGUUAUGGGGAGUCCAGUGACAGUAGCAGCUGCAGAAGACAUUGUCUAUCUCCUGAAAGCAGAAGAUCCUGGCAAAAUCCUCCAUUCUGUCUAUGGUCAGCCUGUCACAUGUCUUGAUGUGUCUGCUCAUGAAGCAGCCUUUGGGGUCAAAACCUUUGGCUGGUUAUUGAAUGAGCCCAACCAGAUCCUUCUUUACAAUCUGGAAACAAGUCAGUGCCUGAAGAAGAUGGGCAACUCGAUAGGUGACUUUACGUGUGUCAACCUCCAGAACAGUCCUCCAAACAUGCUUGUUACAGGCAAUAAAGACAGAAGGGUCAGGGUAUUCGAUCUCCGCCAAAGCGAAUCUUUGUGCUCCCUGUAUGCCCACCAGUUAGGAGUGUCUGCGGUCCAGAUGGAUGACUGGAAGAUCGUCAGUGGAGGAGAAGAGGGCUUGGUCUGUGUGUGGGACCAGCGGAUGGGCACCAAACUCUGGGAAAUGCAUGCCAGACAUCCAGUUCGCCACAUAUGGUUUAAUUCUCAUAGCCUCAUCACUGCAAACAUCCCUGACGAGAAAACUCCCCGAGGUGCCAGCAUCACGGACGAUGACCUUACCGCACACCGCAAGCAUCGAGGAAUCAUUUAUGCCUACGAGUUCUCAGUGGACCAGCUGGCUGUAGAAAGCGUCCUUCCUAUUUGCCGCUCUUCCUAUGACGAAGUGACUGGUUACAACUACAACAUUGGCCUUGCAGUUCCCUAUGAUAACAUUUAGGUAACUUGCUUUACUUGGCUUCCGUGGUCCAGCCCUCUGCCAAGCACAUGGCCAAAGGCAAAAAGGAGAUCCAUGUGGGACAAGUGCCAGAAAGAUGGCAUCGGCUGCAGGCACAUCAAAUGGGCUGCACGUUUGCUGAAGACUUGGGGAUCUGAACCAGAACAGAGGGUAUGGCUGCUGUCAAGCACAGCACUAAAACAUGUCGCUGCGCAAAUGUUCAAAGGUCCGCUAUGGUGGAACGGAGGGACUGAAGAGUGGAAGGGAACGGUACACGUCAGUGUAAACAAAAAUGUUCAUUCCUGCUGCUUGUGGGAAAAACGCUGCUGACCCCCUCUUGGCAGAGGACAUGGUCAGGAAGCGAGAGCCCCGAGUGGCAAACUGCUGAAGGGGCGGGAGGCUGGGCGCGCAUUCAGUUGUUCGUGCCUGUCCUGAGAAGGGGGGAAAAAAAACCACUAAGGGCUUGGAAAAGGCAUGUUGCUGAGCACGUGUUUGAAAUUUCUUUCCUUUUAAUGAGCUGCUCGUUCUUCUUUUCCUUGGAGUGCAUCGGAAGGUGUCUCGGAACAGGACCGUGCACAAAAGGUUACAGUGCUUGGGAGAGGGGAGUGUGAUGGAGAGAGGGAGGAGAAGGUUGGCCUUGGCCAGGCUGCGUGCUUGGAAACUCAGCAGGCCACACGCAUCAAAAUUAUUUUAAAAUUAUUUUUUUAAGCCUCUAAAAUUCUGAAUUAAAUGUUUUCUAAUUGUA